This is a messenger RNA of Paramuricea clavata, 1586 nucleotides long. Lineage: Eukaryota; Metazoa; Cnidaria; Anthozoa; Malacalcyonacea; Plexauridae. The record is from the annotation of a GenBank genome assembly.
AUGCGUGAAUUUUGUUGUGAUGCGUACAACGCCCUAAAUGGUUCUUCCGAUGAUGUUGAACAACCUCCCUCGUCGCAGCCGUCAACAAAGAAACCCAGUGGUCCUCCUAGUGGUGUGGAACAAAAAGAAGUAGAACCGCCAAAAAAGCGCAAAUACACUACAACCAAGGGUGGUGGAACGGGGAAGAAGCAGAAAGUUAAAAUUGUUACACCGACUGACGAAGAAACUAGUGAGGUGAGAAAAAGUUGUUUGCCUCGUAGGUGCCAAAUUAAAACCGGAAUAAUUAUUUUGUUAGAAUACAUGUCAAAAUAUCAUAAAAGUUGCGAUGAAACGGUUAGGCAAUUUCGAAGUGAAAUGAAUGAAAGAUUUGCGUUCCCAUAUGACGAUUUCUGUAGGGUUGGUUCGUUUGCAAAUAGUUUAGAAAAUGUUGUUAAAACAAUUUCGUAAUUGUUUUUUUAUAGCAAAACCAGGUCAUUGCAACCAUCAUUACGUAUAUGAGUCGUGCAAAUUCAGCAGUUGAAACUGUUAUGAAACAUCACGAGGAUUUAAAAAUAAUGUAUAAUUAUGAUCAUUAUAUACCCUUUGUAAAAAUGCAUGAAAAAAAAAUUAAUUAUGCAUAUCAUUGUGUGCAGAAAUUUAAUUUAAAUAUGAUGUAAAUAAGUAAAAUUUUUUUAUUUUAUAGUGAUGGUGGCUAAAAAGAACAUAUCUAAAGAAUAUGAACUAAUUAAAAAAGCUGCAAGAUUAUUAAAAGGCGAAACAUUAACUAGUGAACAAAAAAACUUAUAUACACUGCAUGCUAGAAAAAAAAAUAUUAUAAAACGUUUGAAAAUUCAUGUGAGUAAAAAAAAUGAACAAUGGAGUAUUGAUUUAGCUGAUUUAAAUGAACUGUCUGGUUAUAAUAAUCAAUUUCGUUAUAUUCUUGUGUGUGUUGAUGUAGCUACACGAUAUGCUUUUGUAAAAAUGUUAAAAACAAAAUCGGCACAUAAUGUCGCUAUAAAAUUUGAAGAAAUUAUUCGCGAAUGUGGUGCGGCACCUCGAAAAAUUCAAGCUGAUGAGGGUACGGAAUUUAAUCAUAUAAAAAAUAAAUUGGCUUUAAAAUAUAAUUUUGAAUUAUUUCAUACACAAAAUCGUGAAAUAAAAGCAUCGCAUGCCGAACGAUUUAUUCAAACAUUAAAAGUAAUGAUUCGACGUACUCUAACCGUUUUAUCCGGUUAUCGAUUUAUUAAAUAUUUACCCGUGAUUAUUGAACGAUACAACGAAUCACCGCAUCGAGGUAUUUUUGGUGCAAAACCUAUCGAUUUGUAUAUUCAUAAUAAAACCCCUCGUUUUUUAGGGUUUAAAAUUCUACAAAAUUAUUUAAAUGGUUCACACCCCCUUCAAGUCUCUUACGCAAGGAUCAGCGUGUUCGUAUUGCACGAAUAAAAAAUAGUGUUUUUGAAAAAUCUAGUUUACGCCGCUGGGGUCGAGAGGUAUUCACAAUUGACAAAGUGUUAAUUACAGAUCCUGUGACGUAUCAAUUAAAAGCGGAAAAAGACGGUGAAAAAAUUACGGGUAUAUUUUAUCGCGAAGAAUUGCAACCAUUAUGA